Messenger RNA from Callithrix jacchus (white-tufted-ear marmoset), 3324 nucleotides. It is a transcript of the gene VEGFA, whose product is annotated as vascular endothelial growth factor A. The record is from RefSeq and is a predicted model, not a curated record. Gene Ontology annotation, cellular component: membrane. Gene Ontology annotation, molecular function: vascular endothelial growth factor receptor binding; heparin binding; growth factor activity. Lineage: Eukaryota; Metazoa; Chordata; Mammalia; Primates; Cebidae. Gene Ontology annotation, biological process: positive regulation of endothelial cell proliferation; vascular endothelial growth factor signaling pathway; positive regulation of protein phosphorylation.
CUACCCCUUUCCACUGUUUCCAGAUCCUACCCUGCCCAGUGCUAGGAGGAAUUUCUUGACGCCCCUUCUCUUUCCCCAUUUCCUCUCUAGCAUGGAGAAAAGCCCCUGUCAUCCCUUUUAUUUUCAUUCCUUUCUGAGGAGAAGAUCCGUCUAACCCCUUUAUGGCCCCAGUGUCCAGGGAAAGGAUGAUCACUGUCAGAAGUCGUGGCGCGGGAGCCCACCGGGCGCUUUGUCACACUCCACCGAAAGUCCCGACUUGGUGACAGUGUGCUUCCCUUCCCUCCCCAACAGUCCCGAGUGAGCUGUGCUUUAGCUCUCGUGGGAGUGGAUGAAGGGAGGGUUUAAAGAGAGUCAUUGCUCCACUUUACCCUUUUGGAGAAAUGGCUUGAAAUUUGCUGUGCCACGAGCAGCAUGGGAAUAGUCCUUCCUGAACCCUGGAAAGGAGCUCCUGCCAGCCUUGCACACACUUUGUCCUGGUGAAAGGCAGCGCUGGAGCAGGUGGUUUUUUGGAACCCUAAACUUACCCACCCAACUUGCUUCUGAAAGCCACCUAAGGGGUCCCUUUCCGCUCCUCCCUGACACCUUCCCUCAGCCAGAAUCCCCUUGGAGAGGACGCGAGAGGAAAGCCAUGGACAGGGGUCGCUGCUAGCACCACAAGUUCCUCAGACCCUGGCACAAAGGCCUUGGCUACAGGCCUCCAAGUAGGGAGGAGGGGGAGGAGUGGCUGCCUGGCCACAGUGUGACCUUCAGAGGCCCCCAGAGAAGGACACCUGGCCCCUGCCUGCCUAGAACCGCCCCUCCUGUGCCCCCUGGCCUUAGAAGGGUGGUCCCAGGCUGCACCCAUGGCAGAAGGAGGAGGGCAGAAUCACCACGAAGUGGUGAAGUUCAUGGAUGUCUACCAGCGCAGCUACUGCCAUCCGAUCGAGACCCUGGUGGACAUCUUCCAGGAGUACCCUGAUGAGAUCGAGUACAUCUUCAAGCCAUCCUGUGUGCCCCUGAUGCGAUGUGGGGGCUGUUGCAAUGAUGAGGGCCUGGAGUGUGUGCCCACUGAGGAGUUCAACAUCACCAUGCAGAUUAUGCGGAUCAAACCUCACCAAGGCCAGCACAUAGGAGAGAUGAGCUUCCUACAGCACAACAAAUGUGAAUGCAGACCAAAGAAAGAUAGAGCAAGACAAGAAAAAAAAUCAGUUCCAGGAAAGGGAAAGGGGCAAAAACGAAAGCGCAAGAAAUCCCGGUAUAAGUCCUGGAGCGUUCCCUGUGGGCCUUGCUCAGAGCGGAGAAAGCAUUUGUUUGUACAAGAUCCACAGACGUGUAAAUGUUCCUGCAAAAACACAGACUCGCGUUGCAAGGCGAGGCAGCUUGAGUUAAACGAACGUACUUGCAGAUGUGACAAGCCAAGGCGGUGAGCCGGGCAGGAGGACGGAGCCUCCCUCAGGGUUUCGGGAACCAGAUCUCUCACCAGGAAAGACUGACACAGAAUGAUGGAUACAGAAAGCACGCUGCCGCCACCACACCAUCACCAUCGACAGAACAGUCCUUAAUCCAGAAACCUGAAAUGAAGGAAGAGGAGACUCUGCGCAGAGCACUUUGGGUCCGGAGGGCAAGACUCCGGCAGAAGCAUUCCCGGGCGGGUGACCAAGCACGGUCCCUCUUGGAAUUGGAUUCGCCAUUUUGUUUUUCUUGCUGCUAAAUCACCGAGCCCGGAAGAUUAGAGUUUUAUUUCUGGGAUUCCUGUAGACACACCCACCCACAUACAUACGUUUAUAUAUAUAUAUAUAUAUAUAUAUAUUAUAUAUAUAAAAUAAAUAUCUAUAUUUUAUAUAUAUAAAAUAUAUAUAUUCUUUUUAAAUUAACAGUGCUAAUGUUAUUGGUGUCUUCACUGGAUGUAUUUGACUGCUGUGGACUUGAGCUGGGAGGGGAACGUUCCCACUCAGAUCCUGACAGGGAAGAGGAUGAGACGAGAGACUCCGGCAUGAUCUUUUUCUUUGUCCCACUUGGCCGGGCCAGGGUCCUCUCCCCUGCCCAAGAAUGUGCAAGGCCAGGGCAUGGGGGCAAAUAUGACCCACUUUCAGGAACACCGACAAACCCAACCCUGGCGCUGAGCCUCUACCCUCGGUCAGACGGACAGAAAGGCAGAUGACAGGUACAGGGACGAGCACACUGGCUCUGACUAGGAGUUUGGGGAGCUUCAGGACGUUGCUGUGCUUUGGGGAUUCCCUCCACAUGCUGCACGCGAAUCUCACCCCCAGGAGCAUUGCCUGGAAGAUUCAGGAGCCUGGGCGGUGUUCACUUACUCUCACCUGCUUCCGAGUUGCCCGGGAGGCCACUGACAGAUGUCCCAGCAAAGAGAAGAGACACGUGUUGGAAGCAGCAGCCCAUGACAGCGCCUCCUCCUGGGACCCACCCUCAUCUUCUUCCUGCUCCCCUUCCUGGGGUGCAGCCUAAAAGGACCCGAUGUCCUCACACCAUUGAAACCACUAGUUCUGUUCCCCCAGGAGGCCUGGUUGUGUGUGUGUGAGUGGUUAACCCUCCUCCAUCCCCUGGCCCUUCCCUUCCCAAGGCACAGAGAGACAGGGCAGGAUCCACAUGCCCAUUGUGGAGGCGGAGAAAAGAGAAAGUGUUUUGUAUACGGUACUUAUUUAAUAUCCCUUUUUAAUUAGAAAUUAAAACAGUUAAUUUAAUUAAAGAGUAGGGUUUUUUUCAGUAUUCUUGGUUAAUAUUUAAUUUCAACUAUUUAUGAGAUGUAUCUUUUGCUCUCUCUCGCUCUCUUAUUUGUACUGGUUUUUGUAUAUAAAAUUCAUGUUUCCAAUCUCUCUCUCCCUGAUCGGUGACAGUCACUAGCUUAUCUUGAACACAUAUUUAAUUUUGCUAACACUCAGCUCUGCCCUCCCCUUCCCCCUGGCUCCCCAGCACACAUUCCUUUGAAAUAGGGUUUCAAUAUACAUCGACAUACUAUAUAUAUAUUUGGCAACUUGUAUUUGUGUGUAUAUAUAUAUAUGUUUAUGUAUAUAUGUGAUUCUGAUAAAAUAGACAUUGCUAUUCUGUUUUUUAUAUGUAAAAACAAAACAAGAAAAAAUAGAGAAUUCUACAUACUAAAUCUCUCUCCUUUUUUAAUUUUAAUAUUUGUUAUCAUUUAUUUAUUGGUGCUACUGUUUAUCCGUAAUAAUUGUGGGGAAAAGAUAUUAACAUCACGUCUUUGUCUCUAGUGCAGUUUUUCGAGAUAUUCCGUAGUACAUAUUUAUUUUUAAACAACGACAAAGAAAUACAGAUAUAUCUUAAAAAAAAAAAGCAUUUUGUAUUAAAGAAUUUAAUUCUGAUCUCAAA